Mycetomoellerius zeteki is the source of this 5575-nucleotide messenger RNA. It is a transcript of the gene bbg, whose product is annotated as PDZ domain-containing protein big bang. Bases 65 to 5341 code for a protein of 1758 amino acids. The record is from RefSeq and is a predicted model, not a curated record. The transcript is spliced from 8 exons. Gene Ontology annotation, molecular function: protein binding. Lineage: Eukaryota; Metazoa; Arthropoda; Insecta; Hymenoptera; Formicidae.
UAUCCUUGACGAAAAGAGUCAAAGAAUCGAAAGUUCAGAUAAAAGCCUCGAUAAAGAAUCUGACAUGGAAAACAUUUGCUUUAAUAACGAGAAAGAUAAAAUUGCAAGUUCAGAAGAAAAUACACAAACAAAUAAAGUCUUUGAAAUUAUCGAAAUCAGAAUGGCUAAAGGUUUACAGUCUGAUCAGAAGGAGGAAAUUGCAAAAAAUAAAUCGAAUAACACAACAGAAACUGUGAAUUGCGAGCAAAAUAAAAUAAACAACGAAGUAAUUAAUAGAAACGAACAAGAUCAGCCUACGAAUAAUUCGAAUAAAGUUUCAGAGCAUGAAAAUUCGAUCUUAGAAUCAACUGACAAGCUCAUUGACGAGUCAAACGAUGAAAGAGAAAACUGUAUAAACUCGAAAAGUUGUCAUCAAGAAGAAAAUAGAACAAAUGAUCGGGAUAAUUUUAAGGAAGUGUUUCCAACGAUCGAAGAAGAUAUUUUAUCGGUCGAUAAUUCAACGAUGCGAGAUAACGAGGAUGACGAAACUUAUCAAUCGCUCGACGUGGUCAACGACGAUAUAAAGAAUCCGGAAAUAAAUCAAAUAUUAGAGAACGAAGAAAUUACAGAAGAAGAAGAAGAAGACACCACUGACGAAAGCGACGACGGCGAUUAUUACUGGCAAAGUAAUCUCGCUACGAUCGGCGAAGAGGAGGAAACCUCCUUAGAAUAUAUGAAUGCCAACGCAGAUAUGAAUGAUUCCAGUGAGCUGACGGUGAAGCCGGAAGAAUCGCCUCCUGCAAUCAAGAAAGAUGUGUUCGUUAAAAACGCGCGAGAUGACGAAGCAGACCGCGUGAGCAAGAUUGCAGAAUACACGGAGGAGGAAAGCAAGAACCCGGACAAAGACACGGUAAAUGGUAAGAUGGAGAACUGUGGAGGCGGUCAACGCCUGCCCCCGGACGGGCACGAAUUUCCAGCAGCGUACCAAGAAUUUAACAACAGUAGCAACCAGCCACCGUACAGAUAUAUCGCUAUAACAAGGACAGCGACGAUAACUACGAAUGAUGUAGGAUUGUGUAAUGAAAACGAGUCGUUCCGUACUAGCGAGACUCUUAAAAUGCUCGCGAACGACAGCAACGUUGUCAGUUCGAGAAGCAUUAUUCUAUCGGAUAGUAAAAUGACGUUCACAGGCACUGAAAACGUGAGGCAGGAUAUAAACAAAGUCGCUUUGGCAAAUAUGGAGAGCGUCCGGUCUGAGGUAGGCAAGGCUACGACGGCCAAUGUGGAUAAUAUAUGUCAAGAUGUGAAGUCCACGGAGAUUACUAAUGAAGAGAAAAAAUCAUCUUAUCACACUUCGGAAGAUAUCGCGAAGAAAAACGCUUCCAUCGUUGCGGGAAGUUCUCUUUAUUCUUGUCAAACGACCAACAGCAAUUUAAUAAUGAGUGAGAAGAAGAUGGAGAUCGCUGGAUAUUACCACAAGGCCGUGACGACGCUCGAAGAAGUGCCAAGCCACGUGGAAAAGGACGCACCUGUUGAUACCCCACCGCCUCUUCCAUUGACAGGUCCGCCAAAAAUAGAGCAACAAGUGUUGCAUACGAGAAUUACUCCUACGAUAGAAUCUCCGCAGAGAAAGUUUUCUUUGAACGGUGAUCUCUGGAGACAAGACGACAAGUCCGAGCGAUCUGUUCGAGACAAAAUCGCAAUGUUUUCAUCGCAAAGCAAUCUUGAUGCGCCUCUAUUUCCCAAUGCCAUAACAGCGGCAGCAGCCACGAACAACAGCAAACGCCUCUCCAAGUACAAGUCCUCCGAAGACGUUUGCUGCGAUGACAAGAGCAACGGACAGAAAGAUCAGUCGUCUUUCUUCGCCGACAGGACGCAGAGUUCUUUCGAUCUCACCGAUUCAGCCAAGACUAUGACUGGGCAUGACUCCGCGAAGAAAUAUAAUCAGAGAACGCUUAGUUUGCCUCAGACUGUUCAACCUCUAUUGAGUCCAACUACGCAAACUACGCGGACUCCAAAGACGCUACCAAUUAUUCCGCCGAAAUCAUUAUCUAGCCCACUGUCAACUUUGUACGACAAGCAAAAUUUCUUAAAUACGACGGCAAAAAAUUAUUGUGCAAAUACCGCAGAAAGCAGUAAUUUGCAGAAUACCGUGUAUUCGAACAUCGGUAAAACUGUAAAUUCUUGUAACAAUUCUAGCAACUUAAUUAAGCCAACGAACACACCUUCAUUAACGCGAGCUACCAGUUUUUCGGGCCCGACACCCUUUGUGCAAGAUCGAGAUUCCUUGACAACCGAUUCCAUCAGUAACUCACAAAUUUCAAGAACGAAUUCCUUAGCGUCCACGUUUAGACGACCCGGCGAAGAUGUAAGAAGAAACAGCUUGAAUCAGCUGAUCGAGCAGAGACGAAGAUCAAUAUCGAAAUUACGUGGUCUGGUUAUACCGGAAAAAGACACUGUAUCAAUCGAUCAACCUAUCGUCGAUUUACCGGAAAUUAAAUCACGAGAUUCAAUAUUAUUGUAUCAGAUACCAAAGGCAAAUAUUCAAGACAAGUGGGGGUCUCAAAGUUCCUUAGCCAGCAACGCCAGCACAGCGAGCCAACCAUUGAAAGCGACAACGUCCUUCAAGAUGCCGGCGCCUCAGAUAUACUCCAAGUACUCCCCGGCUUUCAAAAGAAAGUCUCUCACGGUUUAUGGUACUUCAGUGACGACAAACUCCACGAUAAAUGGCAGCAGCCCGAUCAAAAGUUCUCAAUCAACAGCAAUGUCCACAUUUUCGGAGCCACCGAAAAGCCUGGAGAGUAUUUGCAGCCCGACAAGAAGCGAUUACAGCUUCGAGUUUGCCUCGACGACGAGCUCACCGGAUGGCUCGCGUACUAGGCCGAGGACAAUGCAGAGAAAAGCUCGCUUAGAUUACGAUGAUUCUGACAAUGAUUCGGCCGUAAGCAGCUCUCAGAGCAGCAUAUCUCGCGGCUUCAGUCCGCCAAUGUCUCCGGUACCGUCGGAAAGAUCUACCAUCUCAUCAGAGAGAUCUUAUGUCUCCGCGGAAUUAAAUUGCCAACGUCGACCUUUGAUCGCAGAUAAUUUGAGCAGAAUUUCAGUCGCACGAGAUAUCAGAGAUCAAAUUGCUGCAUCCGAUAAAGAUCAAUUUACCUCCAGGAUAGGCAUUCUUGGUGAACGAACAUAUCUAGCCGAAAGAUCAUCUUCCAGCAGCAGCGGGUCAAAUCCGCGCUCACCGCAACCGAACGAAUUUGUUUCGAGAAGUUCGCAAAUCCCCCAGAGACAAUUGAGGCGGUCGAACAGCACCGAUACAAAUUGCAGCACGUCCUCGACGCUCACAUCCGGGUCUCAAGCCAGUGCCGAGUCUUUAUCCCGAAGAGUAUUGAAGCCGCAAAGCGUGGAGGCGAUAAAUCGAAAGAAUAUCCUGGCGAGCGCCAGAUGCCGAAGCGGGAGGGAUUUGAAUGGAUCGCCGCUAAUCCAGCGAAAGUUCUCAGACGACGAAGAUGCUGUAAAAGAAACCAUCCAGAACGGUGGUGCUAUUCAUCAGAUAAGCAAUAACUCGGGGAGUGAUCCCGCGAGCAAACAAGAAAUCAAGAUUGCGUAUAUAGAAGUCGCGGAUCCCUUCGCGGAGGACGAAGAAUCGUUACAGAAGAAGGAGGAGAAACCUAAAUUGCCACCUAAAAUGAGUUUCCCGCCGCCAGCUGUUAGACCGCCCAAAUCUGAAAUGUUGGAGCCAUCAAACGAUCUUAAAAUGUGGGUUCGAGCGGAAGUGAAGACUUUGGCGCGAUCAAUGGAAGAAAAAUCGAAAUAUGACAAAAGUUCAACCCUUGCAGCUCAAAAUUUCGAAACAAGAAAUAGUCGUGGUUCCAUAUUUAACCAACCUGCUAUUACGUCCAAUGACGAUUUGUCUUCAAAGACUAGAACUACGAUAAACGAUACGAAGGUCACCACGAUGGAAAUAUCGAAACCACAAAGUAAAGCGAAUUCAACUCCUAGAAAAAAUAUGGAAGACCAAAAUGAUCUUUUGACGAUCUUAACGACAAAAAGCCGCUCCAGAUCAGCUAUACACGUCGACGAAGGGACGUUUGGUAGAUCGAAGAGUCAGAUGAGCCUAGAAGAUAUACUUGGCGCUAAGCCAGAUUUGAAAUUAUCCCGUGCGCAAAAUACGGAACCAAAAAUUGAAAAGAAUGGUAUAAUACCAAGCUCGCCGGUAAAAUCUGCUUGGGAAAUUUCGAAGGAAAAUCGAUACGGGAGAAGAGGUUCUAUUACUUCGAACGAGUCCUUGUCGGAGGACAGACCUUUUGUCUCGAAAAUACCCACCUUAGGGAGAACCAAAACUGUCGAUAGCGGCGACGAAAUGACAGAAAAUGUCGAAAGAAUAAAAAGUAUGACGGCGUCGAAGAUUCCGACAUCUCGUGGCUUAAAUCGACGCAGCGCCAGUGUCACGGAUAUGAAGAAAGCUUUGGAGAAGGUUGAUACCAGUCCUGUGCAUAGUCAAUCACAACAGAACGCCAGCAACACUCAUAAUCGAUUUCCAAGUCUAGACAGCAGCAUAGACGAGAAUAUCGGGACGGAAAUAGACACCGAUAGAUGCUACGGCGAGCAAUUUGGCAGUAUCAGUUCACUCGCCAGCAGUACCAGUUUAAUCUCGCAACAAGAACUGGCGCAGCUCGUCGAGGAGGCGAGUUUGGAAGAGGCACGUGGAGCGCACGAUGUUAUAGUCGUUUUGCUUCACAAGGAGAACCCGACCGGCAGCGUUGGCAUUACUUUAGCUGGUGGCGCGGAUUGCGAAGUGAAGGAGAUCACGGUUCAUAGAGUACUAACGCACUCUAUCGCGGACAAAGACGGCCGGGUGCAGAGGGGUGAUAGAAUCCUCAGCAUAAACGGUCGGAGCACGCGAGGUCUCACACACAGGGAGAGCAUGGCGGUACUGAAGCAGCCGAGAUCGGAGGUCGUGUUGGUCGUGUCGAGGGUCAGGAUGGAGGAAGGCUUUAAGCUGAGGUCGCGAACUGCGAGUGUCGAAACCAUCGUCGAAGGGUUAGAGACGAAUGGAAACGUGGAGGACACAGCGUGGGGACCACCAUCGACCGUGGCGGUUUACAAGGAUGGAGCUGGUCUCGGAUUUAGCCUGGAAGGCGGCAGAGAUAGUCCCCUCGGAGAUAGACCUUUAAUUAUCAAGAAGAUAUUCACCGGAGGUGCUGCCGAGAAAACGGGUGCCUUAAAAGCCGGGGAUCAACUGCUUGAAGUAAACGGUAACGAUGUAACGCGAAUGUCGAGGAUAGAAGCGUGGUCUUUGAUGAAGAAGCUACACGAUGGUGAAGUGAAUCUCCUAGUCAGGCAUCCUGCCACUAAAUCCUCGUGAGAAAUACGAAGUCCCCAUUGUAUGAUGCAAAUGAAACGUAGUAAUGUGCCAAGCAAGCGUCUGGAUUAUUUUUCGAUCGAUAUUUGUUACGUAGGUAUAGUGGUUAAUAAGGUAUGUUAUUAAUUUGUUUUGUUCAAGAGAUUUUAGAUACGAACCGAUGUUAUAUGCGAGAGGCUUUUUCUAUUGUGCUGAUAAAUUUAAAUAAUGUCGCUGUUUAGUCAGAAUCAAAAAUCU